Molecule: messenger RNA, 1830 nt
Organism: Durusdinium trenchii
Lineage: Eukaryota; Dinophyceae; Suessiales; Symbiodiniaceae
Source: the annotation of a GenBank genome assembly
AGCUUUGGGCUCUGCUCCGUCCGGCGAGUCCGGUUACGGAUUGUGUCCGGUUUCUUCGGCGCCGAAGAAUGGGAUUGCUGGAAGCGACUUUCUUGGGGAUGGCCGCUGUGUCAGCUGCAGCCUUUGAUGGUUGGAACGACUUCAACGGGGUCGCGCGGGUCACCAACGCCGCGCACGAGGUCUUGUUCCAGAAAGAGUAUGGCUUCUUGAACAUCCCUUACAAGGACCCCAUGCCGGCUGAUGCCAUCUUCCCAGUGGCCUCCAACACGAAGCUCUACGUGGCCGUGGCCUUGUAUCAACUGCAGGAGGCCGGAAAAGUGGACCUCAACGCCUCCAUCGCCGACUAUUUGAAUGCCAAGGACUUGAAGAACUUCGGGAUGCAUGGAACAAGGAAGUAUUGUCCCAAAGUUGCGGGAUCUUCCGAGUGUCAGGUGAACCAUUGCAGAAAUCAUGGAAGGGCACAUAACGUAUUAAAGCCUAUUAACAUCCAAUAACCAUAAUUCUCAUGGUCUGCAUUCUUACUUGACCGCAUAAUUUCUUGUAGGCCGUUCGGUGGGUGUGACAUCAUCUACGUACUGUCACAAUUGUUGAUGUUCAAUUUGAAAAGGGCACUUCCUUGAGAAUUUUUGGCACUCCCAAACUCGGGACACGAAUCAAACAAAAGCCCAAGGUUGUGCGCUUUGUGGACCUGCUUGCGAUGUCCUCGGGUAUCCCCAACCCUCCCUUCCGCGACUAUUUCCUGCCCUAUGCGGGCUCCAUCGGUCUGACGGUGAAGCUCUUUAUCAACCAAGACUUGCUCUUUAUUCCGGGCACGGAGUACGAUUACAGCAAUAGCGCCUUCAUUCUCGCAGGGUAUUUCGUGGAGAAGCUCUCUGGAAAGUCGCUCAGGGAGUAUUUGCAGAAGCACAUCAUCAGUGUACUGGAGCAGAGCUCAACGGAGUACGACCCCUAUGACUACCAACUGAGCAUGGCAGGAGAUCGCAGGAAGAGGGUCUAUGAAUACUACCAAUACCGCGACCCCAAGACCCAUGAAAUCUAUGCCACCGGUGAAUGUCGUGAUGAGUUCGAUCUUGGCACAGCGAAUGGUGCCGGUGGCGUGCUUUCGACAGUGGCGGAUGAGCAGCUCUUCUACUACACACUCUUUAACUUUUCCAAAGAUGCCAUGGGGAAGCCCCUGCUGCAAGAUCCACGCUCCUUGAUCGAUCUCGUGCGUCCGCGCAUGCCCACAAGCCCGGAGCAGAAGGGCGGCUACUUCUGGUAUGCCCAAGGCUUGCUAUCUCUUUGUAACUGGAGUGUUGAUCAUGAAGGCUGUGAUGUGAUUCCAAACAUCAUCGGCUAUGAAGGUGGGCUGAUGUGCGUGCACACUGCCAACCUCUUGGACUUGCACGUGCAUCCCGCCGUGAUGACCAGCGUCUACAGUAGCACGGUGGUGUUUGAUGUGAAGAAGGCCCUAGUGAAGAAGAUGCAAGCCAGCAAGACGGGCGACUUCCUCGAAGCGAGUGACAGGUGGCCCCAACAGAUGGAAGUCUCGAAGAUGGCCUGGAAGCUGCACAAUGAAGUGCUGAACCAGAGCAAGCAACGGGAGAAGAUGGAGUGGAAGGUCAGAGGCAUUAUCCUCCCUUAGUUCUGAUAUGUUCUGAUCUACCGUACAGUCCGUUUCAAUUUUGUCAAUAAAUUGAGUGUCCGUCGUUGGCCUCAGCUUUUGCAGGGUUUGGAGGCCUCAGGAGAAGGGCAUUGAAUGAGAGAUAAUGCGACCAACCCUUCCUAAUUGCCGGCGAAGGCCGGCGAAGGUAUCUCAGUCUUAUUCGAAAGGACAUGACAGUGAAGGAC